CUUUGGAUCUUUCAAAUAUACCAACCACCUGAAACCAGUGUGUUUGUUCUUUCUAGGGAAAGACAAGUUGCCUACAACAAGCCAGGGGGAAGAGAGGCGAGAGAGGCAGCCACUGGCAGAACAAACAGCAUGAAUUCAAUGACUUCAGCAGACCCCAGGGCCAAUACUGUGUUUGUGGCAGCACCCCACAACAGACAUCCUGUGAUCCCUGGAAACAUGUCUCAGGUGCCCCAAUAUCCACUCAAUCAGCCCCAAGUCCACAUAAUUUCUGGGAAUCCACCUGGUUUGGAGCCGCCUGUAUAUACGCAAUUUGACCAGAGAUCCUUUAAAGAGGGCAAAGUAUUAGGGGCCUUGCAGAUACUGAUCGGCCUGAUACACAUUGGCCUGGGCGGCAUCCUGGGGACCCUCAUCGCUGGGCGCUACACUUCUAUCUCAUUCAUAGGAGGCUAUCCCUUCUGGGGAGGUAUCUGGUUCAUCAUUGCAGGAUCCCUCACAGUAGCAUCAGACAACGAACCGAGAAAUUCUUGCCUGCUGAAUGGCAGCUUGGGCUUGAACAUCAUCAGUGCAAUCAGUUCUUUGGUUGGAAUCAUGCUGUUCAUCGCAGAGCUGAUUGUCAACCCCCUGGAUUACUACUAUCCCAUCUACAUUUCCUGGGGUUUGGUGAGUAUCCCUCUUGACCAAAGCUCCUUUGGGUUCCAACGUAGCUAUGUUUAGGAAAUCAUGGAAAGGGCCUGACCACCAAGCUUCUUCACCAAGCACCAAAGAAAACAGAGGUGUUAUUAGAAUCAGAACAGAGUUUCACGUGUGUAGCUUUAUUGCUAUUACUCUAAGCAUGUGACUUCUUAGCCUUGGUUUCUAUCUUUAUAAAACAGUACCAUCAGUAGAUAGUGGAUAAAAAAGUUGGGAUACAUUUACACCGUGGAAUACUAUGCAGC
Molecule: messenger RNA, 935 nt
Organism: Pipistrellus kuhlii (Kuhl's pipistrelle)
Lineage: Eukaryota; Metazoa; Chordata; Mammalia; Chiroptera; Vespertilionidae
Product: membrane-spanning 4-domains subfamily A member 8
Exons: 5
Coding region: 130-714 (194 amino acids)
Biological process (GO): cell surface receptor signaling pathway
Cellular component (GO): plasma membrane
Source: RefSeq, a predicted model, not a curated record